This is a messenger RNA of Spodoptera littoralis (African cotton leafworm), 3954 nucleotides long. The record is from the annotation of a GenBank genome assembly. Lineage: Eukaryota; Metazoa; Arthropoda; Insecta; Lepidoptera; Noctuidae.
AUGGCUGAAGAUAUAAGUGUAACGUUUAUUAUACCGAAAGAUUGCCGAUCUGAAAAUGAAUGUUCUGAAGACAUGCAACUUGCCUUUCUCACUUGUGAGCAGCACUGUGGUGGUGGUUUGAAAGCACAAUGGGUGCAUGAGAGCAAAUGGACAAAGUUUGAAGGGCUCACUAAGAGAGAUGUGUUUGUUCUGACAGAGUUUGAGGGAGAGCUCUAUGAGAGGCUGCAGGGCACCAAGUGUUUGUUGGUAGGUCCUCGUUGCUUAUCAUGCUGCCUGACAGAAGGUACUCCCAUACCUUCAGGACCGGAGCCUGUCUACACGAUAGCCAUGAGAGGUCUAACUAUUACUGCUAGUGGAUUGUCUAAGACACAGAAGGAAGAAAUAAAGAGAAAAGUGCAUUGGAUGGGUGGUAUCUACAGUACUGUACUAACAGAUGACACUACACAUUUGAUAUCCGACACAGUGCUCUCUGAUAAGUAUAUUAAGUCAGUUGAAAAAGGGAUCCCUAUAAUGGCAGUAACAUGGAUCCAAGCUGUAUGGGAGGCAUCCCUCCAGCUGAACAUCAGUGCUUCGUCAUCAGAGUUCCUCGGCCACCGUCUGCCACCAUUCACAAACCUUCAGGUCACAACAUCAGGGAUCCCGAAGAAGGAUAAGCAGUUAAUUAUGAAGCUGGUUAAUGAGCAUGGUGGACAGUUCUCAGGGGCGUUCCAGAGUGAGACUACUGAUAUUGUUGUGUUGACCAAGGAAGGUGUAGGCAGUGAAAAAUACAAAGCUGCCCUAGAAUACGGUAAGGCGGUUGUACUACCGUCGUGGGUGAAAGAUUCAGCGGCCAAAGGAGUAGCGUUGCCCCUGGCGAAGUAUAGAGUGGCCGGCGCAUCCACGUCGUCACCUCUCGCUGAAUCUCGGCUACCUGAUAUGAGUUUAAACUUCUCUCGUAUAACCAAUGUGAGGCCGCCGAGCAAUUUUGUAGAUGAGACGCGGUCGGCGGAUGCAACUAUGUUAUCUGGUAAAAUGAAGUUUACACAAGACACGAAGAAGAGUGAUACUUCCAUAGACAAGGAAAUAGUGACGGCGUUCGAAACUUUCGACAUGAAUCUCAUCAAGAAGGCUGGACCUAUCUUCGAUGGAUUCUGUAUCUGGGUGUGCGGUCUGGAGGGCGUCCCCCGCGAGCGCGCGCUGGGCGUGGUGUCCCGCGGCGGCGCCGUGCGGUACGACGCGCCACACCCGCGCCUCACGCACGUGCUGGCGCCGCGCGCCGCCGCGUCCGCCGCGCGCGCCGCCGCGCCCGCCGUGCCACUGCUGUCGCCGCUGUGGCUGCUCAGGAGUGUCGAGGCUGGACGCGCGCUGGAUGAGGCACAGUUCUUAAUAGAAGACAAACCAAGCACGCCAGCGAAGUCCAGCGCUCGCAAGCCCCGCGUAGAGCCCGCGUCGCCUAUGAGCAAACGUAACCUCGCGCUACUACGCCGGGGACCACUAGACCUGCCGCCACCCAUGCCAGAAGUAGAAGAGCCUCAAGAUGAACUUGUUAAUCAUUAUCUUAGCCAACAAAUAGAACCAGAAAGAGAGAAAACUCCAGAGCCAGUUCAUCAGGAGUCGGCUCCACCUGUAGCACUAGUAUGUCAGCCUGACAUCACCGACGAUGUGGCAGAGGAUCCCACUGAGGAGAUCGAACAGAUAUUUAGAGGUAUAAAAAUAGAAGUGCAAGGUUUAGACGAAGAAGCUCUAUGUGAGCUAGGAGCAGAAGUGUCGGCGGCCGGCGGAGUACUGGCGGGGCCGGGCGCCGGGGCCAUGUAUGUACUCGUACCACUCGACUUUGAACUACACGAGUUGGUCACCAAGGACGCUGAGGCCGUCACUGUGUUUUGGAUUAAAGACUGUCUGUCCCAACAAGAGUUGGUCCCGAUCCAGUACUACCACCGGCCCGUCCGCGUCCCGUCGUGGGCGGGCGCGGGCCCGCUGGCCGGGGUCGUCGCCAGCCUCAGCACCUACAGCGGGGUCGAACGAGCAUUCCUUGACGAACUCGCCAAACUGCUGGGUGCUACCACACAACUCCGUUUCUGCCGCCGCAACACAGCCAACGCGCUAGCAUCCACUCAUCUAAUAUGUCCGACCCCCACCGGGGACAAAUACUUGGGGGCAUUGAAGUGGGGACUGCCGGCAGUGAGGGGAGAGUGGCUAUUGGACUGUGCCAGGGAGGGGACGAGGGUCAGUGAGAGGGAGUAUCUUGUCGGAGAUACUAAAGCCCCACCUUCGCCCCAACCAGAAGUAGUAGAAGAAGAACAACAACCAUUAGAACCCGAGCCGGUCCCGGAGCCCGAACAAAUGGAAGUACAAGGGACGGUAACAGACAAGGAGAACGCUAUGUUACCACCUUUAGCCCCCGCCAUACCGCGACGGGGUUCUAUUCCAAGUAGGGACCAGACCCCUAAUAGAAAGGAUGGCGACGAGAUGUCCCCAGCGUCUCGUUACAUAGCGAUGGCUCGACAAGGCCUGCUCGGAUGUGACUCGCAGGAGACGCCCAAACGAGUGGCUGACCUCAAAGAUGAUGCUAGACAAGGUGGUGAAUGCGGAGUUAGGACUCCUCCCUUAGAGGAUGCGCUAUCGACUCCCAACCUGGCCGCGUUGAGUCCCACCACUCGACGUCGGCUGCAAGCUGUACGGAGGGGGGAGAUGCCAUCCGAUCCUAUACGGACUCCUACUGAUCCUUUCGAGAAAAACGCCCAAACUCCGGACAGUGCGUUCGGCGCGGCCCUCCGUCCCGGUUCCGGCCGUAUGUCGCCGGAGGCACGGAAACGACUGUGGAAGUUUGUUGAUGGACUGCCUAGCAAACAGACUGAACCGGCGCCACGGGAUAAACAUACGCCGUUAUCGGAGAUCCGCAAUAGAUUUUUAGCGCAGUUCAACGGAGAUGCGCCUACGCCGCCUUCAGAACAUCCUACUGUAGCACCUCGAAAACUGCAAUUACAGGAACAAUGCGAGACUCCACCUGCGAAAAUGGCGAAAUUAACACAAGACCAGAGUCCAGGCGGUAUAGUAAGUGCGAGUACAAUGUCAGUGGCCCCCCCUCCGGCCGCGUCCCCGUCCCCCCUGCCGGCGGCGGUGGACGCGCAGCUGCAGCGGCUGAGCGCGGCGCUGACUGGCCGCCACAGCUCGCAGCGACCGCGGAGACAUAGAGACUCCACGCCCACUGUACCUGCGCCACUUCCCGACUCAGAGCCGGCACCAGAAUCCCAGCCAAAUACAGUAGGAUGGGACGAUACGACGCCCGCUCAACAAGCCGAGCCUGAACAAGAAGCGGCGCCUGUCAAACGAUUCAUGCUGUCUUCUAAUGUUGAUAAUCGAGAAGAAAUAAUAGCGAUGAUAACCCACCUGGGCGGCGAAGUAUGCGAGGGCGCGGAGCUGGACCCCGAGGCGAGCCACCUGCUAUGCGCGGCGCCGGGCCGCAGCGAGAAGAUGCUCGGCUCCGUGGCCGCCGGCCGCUGGGUGCUGCAUCCGGUCUAUGUCGCCAAGAGCCGCGCGGCGGGACUAUUCUUACCGGAAGAAGAAUAUGAAUGGGGCAAUCCCCUAGCGACCUGUCUCCCUCCCCUGUCGGGCGCGGAGCGUACGCUGUCCCGCGCGGCGCACCGCUGGCGCAGCGCGCGCGCGGCGGGGCGGGCGGGGCCCUUCGCGGGCGUCGUGGCGCUACUGCACGUGCCGCCGCCGCGCAGGAGGCUGCUGGCCAGGCUCGUCACGGCAGGGGACGGACAGGCGCCCGAUGACGAGCCGCCCUACACGAAUGAAAACAUAACAGUUUGCUUCGCCGACAUCAAACGCUAUCCCUUAUCAGACAGAGAUAGUGCGUGGCUGAUAUCUAAGAGAAUACCAGUAUGUGCGCCCGUACUACUUAGCUCAUACCUCACUGAUGACCCACCACCCAAGCCUGAAGACCACUGCCUACCCGACUUUAGGCCCUAA